Rhopilema esculentum is the source of this 2151-nucleotide messenger RNA. RefSeq names its product translation factor GUF1 homolog, mitochondrial. Gene Ontology annotation, cellular component: mitochondrion. The record is from RefSeq and is a predicted model, not a curated record. Gene Ontology annotation, molecular function: mitochondrial ribosome binding; GTPase activity; GTP binding. Gene Ontology annotation, biological process: positive regulation of translation. Lineage: Eukaryota; Metazoa; Cnidaria; Scyphozoa; Rhizostomeae; Rhizostomatidae.
CAUUUCAAGAUUUCUACCUUUCAUAAAAGUUUGUGACAUCCUGGAAGAUUGUGGUUUGAGUCUGACUCUCUGCAAAUAAAAGCACGAUGAGGACCGGUGCUGCUACAGAAUUAAACGCCAUUUUAUGAUAAUAUGCUGUAUAAAAAGUUGGCACCCACUGUGUGCAGACAUCUAGGAAAAUCCACGAGAAUAUGGAGAAAUGUUUGUUGUUCAGUUCAGAAGAAUGGCCUCAUUACUGAAAAACAAAAAGAGGAAAAACCAAAAGUAUUCGAAGUAUCUGACAUCCCUCAAGAAAAUAUAAGAAAUUUUAGUGUUAUUGCCCAUGUAGACCAUGGCAAGAGUACAUUGGCUGAUCGUCUCUUAGAACAUACAGGUGCGAUUGCACAAAAUUCUAAAAACAAGCAAGUUCUUGACAAACUGCAAGUUGAAAGGGAAAGAGGGAUUACAGUAAAAGCACAGACAGCUUCUAUGGUGCAUCACAAGAACAACGGAAAAUUCUUGCUUAACCUAAUCGAUACUCCGGGUCAUGUUGAUUUUAACUAUGAAGUGUCAAGAUCUCUUGCUGCGUGCCAAGGAGUUGUUUUGGUGGUCGACGCUGCGCAGGGUGUUCAAGCGCAAACAGUGGCAAAUUUUUUCUUGGCAAUGAAUGCAAAUUUAACUGUUAUUCCUGUACUGAACAAGGUGGAUCUAAAGUCAGCUGCUCCAGGAAGAGUGUCUAAACAAUUGGAAAAUGUUUUCGGAUUUGAUAAAGAGGAAAUUUUAAGAGUCUCAGCCAAGACUGGCCUAGGCAUAGAAGCAUUAAUUGAACGUAUAUGCUCAAAGAUUCCAAGCCCUUCUGGUAAAAGAAAGGACCCCUUUAAAGCACUGCUGUUUGACUCUUGGUUUGAUCAAUACAGAGGGGUAAUCUGCCUGGUUGCACUAAUAGAUGGAUCUUUAAAGAAAGGUGAUCGCAUUUAUUCAUUAGCAACGAAGGAAACAUACGAUGUCAUCGAUUUAGGCGUUUUGAAUCCGACAGAACAUGCGACAAGUAACCUAUCUGCAGGUCAAGUUGGAUAUGUGGUUACAGGAAUGCGAAGGACUCAAGAAGCGUUAAUUGGUGAUACAUUUUGUAGUCCGACUAAAGCAGUCCACCCGCUUCCCGGUUUUAGAAGGCCAAAACCAAUGGUGUUUGCAGGAAUAUAUCCCACAGAUCAAGCUUCCUAUGUUGCACUUCGAUUGGCAAUUGACAAGUUGACCUUGAAUGACUCUAGUGUAACUGUACACCCGGACAACAGUGCUGCCCUUGGUCAAGGAUGGAGAAUAGGGUUUCUUGGUGUUUUGCAUAUGGAUGUCUUCAGGCAGAGGCUAGAACAGGAGUAUGGGAUAUCUGUCAUUGUUACAACACCAAAUGUACCUUAUAAAGCAAUAACUAGAAAAAAGGAAUUAAAAGAAAUUGAAAUAUUAACUCCAUCGCAGUUUCCUGAUAUAACUAUAGUUGAACAGUUCCUUGAGCCAAUAGUUACAGGCACAAUUAUAUUCCCAGAGGAGUACAUGGGGAGAAUCAUCACUUUGUGUCAGAGCAAGCGUGGAGAACAGUUGGAUAUGAGUUAUCUCGACGAAACACGAGUGAUGCUAAAAUAUUCUUUGCCACUGAGCGAAGUUGUGAUUGACUUUUAUGAUCAGCUAAAGUCAAUAUCAUCAGGAUAUGCAAGUUUUGACUACGAAGAAACUGGCUAUCAAGAAACGAAAAUAACAAAGUUGGAUAUUCUACUGAAUGGCAAGCCAGUUGAUGCACUAAGCUGCAUAACACAUGAAUCACAAACCAAGACGGUAGGAAAAGCUUUGUGUGCGAAGUUAAAAGAGCUAAUACCAAGGCAGCUCUAUGAAGUCGUGAUACAAGGUGCGGUGAGAGGGAAGAUUGUGGCCAGGGAAUCGGUGCGACCACUACGAAAAGAUGUAACAGCUAAAUGUUAUGGCGGAGAUAUAACUCGAAAAAGAAAACUCUUGGACAAGCAAAAAGAGGGGAAAAAGAAACUGAAGAAAAUAGGAAAUGUAGAACUGCCUCACGAUGCAUUUUUGUCUUUGCUUAAAAGGUAGCACUAAUUAAUUCUUAAAUUAAAAUAAUGUUAUUUGUGUAAGUAUGGAAUUAAAGAUGUUUAAGUCAUUUCAAGC